CGCGCGUGUCGCAGGGAGGUGCUUCCUUUUCUUCUUCCUCUUCCUCCUAAAGCUCGUCCUGCGUCGUUUUUCGAUCGUCGAAGGACGCCGGUGGCUGUCGUUGCAUCCGAAAACGAGAAGAAGAAAAGGUGCCGGAGAAAAGGGAGGCCGACGUGAAAGCUUUCCUGCCGGGUUGGUCAGAGAGAGAGAGAGAGAGAGAGAGAGAAAGGGGGAUGAAAUAGAAGGGCUCGGGAGAGGGAGACCGGUAAACCGAGAAACGGAGAUGGGCGAGAGAGAAAUAGACAAGUAACGAGGAAUAACGAGAAGCACAGAAACGGAAGGAAGCUGCACGGGAGGGGUGGAGAUGUGUUGAAGUGUGUUCUGUGUAUAUAUGGUGCAGUGCGGUGCUGUGCUCGAGAGAGAGAGAAUGGCGUGGUCGGAUUUCGCGUGCACCUUGCCGUGACGUCGAAAGUCGGCAGUGAAGGAGUCGGGUUCUCAGCCGAGGAAUGGAGGGUACGUGGCAGUGGGAGCAGCGAAAGCACUGCCAUAUCAUUCUGCUCAACCUCUUCUCGUACGUGAAGGAGAACCCGGAACAGGCGGCAGAUGAACGAAUGCGCCUGCAAGAAAGCAACAGCCUGAAGAGGAGUCGCGUGCCGGGUCUGUAGCGCUCGGUAAAGAAAGAAAGGGCCCCCCGAGCAUCGUCAGAGAGAAAAAGGGGUCGUCAUGGGCCCGGCACACCAAAUGGUACCCCACUGAGCGAUGCAAGUAGUUAGGGCCGGGGCCCUGCUAGUGAGCAUGUGGCUCACUAGAGAAUGAAGAAGCAAAACGUCCGGACCAUAUCGUUGAUCGUCUUCACGUUCACCUACCUCCUCGUCGGCGCUGCAAUCUUCGACGUUCUCGAGUCCGAGACGGAGAAACGACGCAAGGAAGCAUUGGACGCCAUUGAAAAGAUGGUAAUACGCAAGUACAAUAUAAGCGAGGACGACUUCAAGAUCAUGGAAACAGUGGUGCUGAAGACGGAACCUCAUAAAGCCGGUCAACAGUGGAAAUUCGCCGGAGCGUUUUACUAUGCGACCACGGUCCUCACCACUAUUGGUUACGGACAUUCAACGCCAAACACCAUAAGCGGAAAGCUGUUCACGAUGUUCUACGCGAUCGUCGGCAUCCCGUUAGGACUCGUAAUGUUCCAGAGCAUAGGAGAGCGUUUGAAUAAAUUCUCAUCCGUCGUAAUACGGAACGUAAAGAAGCUUCUUAACUGUAAGGAUGUCCAGGCCUCAGAAAUAAAUCUUAUCUGCGUGGUGACGACCUUAUCUUGCUUAACAAUUGCGGGAGGUGCCGCAGCGUUCUCUAGGUACGAAGGGUGGUCAUAUUUCGAUUCCAUCUACUAUUGUUUCAUCACCCUGACGACCAUCGGUUUCGGCGACAUGGUGGCGUUGCAAAAGGACAACGCUUUGGACAACAAGCCCGAAUACGUGAUGUUCGCACUGAUAUUCAUCCUGUUCGGCUUGGCCAUCGUUGCAGCCUCCCUCAAUUUAUUGGUGCUGAGAUUUGUCACUAUGAACACCGAGGACGAAAGGCGAGACGAGGCUGAAGCUCUUCAGGCUGCGCAAGGAGCGGUGCGCCUGGAGGGCGACGUGAUAACGGCGAACGGCUCGAUAUUAUCGGGGCAAGUGGGCAACCACGGUGACACGAUAUCGUUGGACGACGAGACGUCGGUUUGCAGCUGCCGCUGCAGCGGCUUCCAGAAGAAACGACGGAGACCACGGUUCACGGUCCGUCGCUCGCCCGGUAAGAUCUCGCACCUGCUGCCGAUGCAGCAGCUGCCCACGUUGAAUAUGCGCAGUGAACUACGCCCGCCGCCGUUGACGCCGUUGCUGCAACUGGCACCGUUGCAUCAACAUCGUGCCAGCAUCUGACGAUCGUCGACCGCCGUCGGAACGCUGCUGCAACAACAACUGCCGCGACGAGUGUCCAUCUGAGCCUCUUUUCUUUAGAAAACAGAGCGUGCAUGGAAAGAG
Molecule: messenger RNA, 1997 nt
Organism: Megachile rotundata (alfalfa leafcutting bee)
Lineage: Eukaryota; Metazoa; Arthropoda; Insecta; Hymenoptera; Megachilidae
Gene: Task6
Product: TWIK-related acid-sensitive K[+] channel 6
Biological process (GO): stabilization of membrane potential; potassium ion transmembrane transport
Cellular component (GO): plasma membrane
Molecular function (GO): potassium ion leak channel activity; outward rectifier potassium channel activity
Source: RefSeq, a predicted model, not a curated record